CAAGGCAGAACCUUCACUCCGACAGGAAAACUACAAGUCGUUGUCUCUCAGAAAAGGUGUCCAGCAGCAAAGGCAAAGCUAGAGUCAUGUGUGGGAUCUUUGCCUACCUGAAUUACCGAGUGACUCGCACUAGAAGGGAGAUAUAUGAGACGCUGGUGAAUGGACUGCUGAGACUGGAGUACAGAGGGUACGAUUCAGCAGGCGUCGCUGUGGAUGGUCCGAAAAAGACGGACACUGAUAACAACAAAAACACCACCUACAUAUUCAAGACGAAGGGGAAGGUCAAGGCUCUGGAUGAAGAGCUUUACAAGAAAGACUCACUGGACCUGGAUGAGGAGCUGAACAUCCACUUUGGCAUCGCUCACACUCGUUGGGCAACACACGGAGAGCCCAGCUCGGUCAACAGCCACCCUCAUCGCUCCAACAAGGAGAACGACUUUGUCGUUGUCCACAAUGGCAUCAUCACCAACUACAAAGAGCUGAAGGCGUACCUGAUCAACAAAGGAUAUGAGUUUGAGUCAGAGACGGACACAGAGGUGAUCCCGAAAUUGACCAAAUAUGUUUACGACAACCGGGAGAAUGACAGCAUCACCUUCUCCACCCUGGUAGAGAGGGUCAUUCAGCAGCUGGAGGGGGCCUUCGCUCUGGUGUUUAAAAGCCGUCAUUUCCCUUCGGAGGCUGUGUCCACCAGGAGAGGAAGUCCAUUGCUCAUUGGGGUGCGAAGCGAGCAGGAGCUGACCACGGACAACAUCCCUAUCCAGUACAACGCUAACUUGAAGGAUGGAGUCGAGGAGAAGAACAGCCAUAAUCGUCCCAACGACUCCAACGCCAUCAACUCUGUGGGGGAUGGCCAGCCUGUGGAGUAUUACUUUGCCUCUGAUGCCAGUGCCAUCAUUGAGCACACCAACAAGGUGCUGUACCUGGAGGAUAAUGACUUGGCAGUGGUGACCGGUGGGAAGCUCUCCAUUCACAGGCUGAGCCACGAGGUUGGGGAGAAUCCAGUGAGGGCAAUCCAGACCCUGCAGAUGGAGCUUCAACAGAUCAUGAAAGGUAACUUUGAUGCCUUCAUGCAGAAGGAGAUCUUUGAGCAGCCGGAGUCAGUCUUCAACACCAUGAGAGGACGGAUUUGUUUUGACACAAACACAGUGAUUCUCGGUGGGCUGAAGGACCACCUGAAGGAAAUCAAACGAUGCAGGAGGCUAAUUGUGAUUGGCUGCGGUACGAGCUACCAUGCUGCAGUGGCUACCAGGCAGAUUCUCGAGGAGCUGACGGAGCUGUCUGUCAUGGUGGAGCUGGCAAGUGACUUCCUGGACCGCAACACGCCUGUUUUUAGAGACGACGUUUGCUUCUUCAUCAGUCAGUCAGGAGAGACAGCAGACACCUUAAUGGCGCUACGCUACUGCAAGGGUCAAGGUGCUCUGACAGUUGGUAUAACCAACACUGUGGGAAGCUCCAUUUGUAGAGAAACCGACUGUGGAGUCCACAUCAAUGCUGGGCCUGAGAUAGGAGUGGCUAGCACCAAAGCCUACACCAGCCAGUUUGUGGCCCUCACCAUGUUUGGCCUCAUGAUGAGCGAGGACAGGCUCUCCCUACAGCAGAGAAGACUGGAGAUCAUUGAAGGCUUCCGGGUGCUACCUGAUCUGAUUAGGAAGGUGUUGGCUCUGGAUCAGAAGAUCAAGCUCAUCGCUGAUGAACUCUAUGAACAAAAAUCUCUUCUGGUCAUGGGCCGAGGUUUCCACUACGCCACCUGCCUUGAGGGGGCACUGAAAAUCAAGGAGAUCACGUACAUGCACUCUGAGGGCAUCCUGGCCGGGGAGCUGAAGCACGGCCCUCUGGCACUUAUAGACAAAGACAUGCCGGUGAUCAUGAUCAUCAUGAGAGACGCCUGCUACACCAAGUGCCAGAAUGCUCUGCAACAAGUCACCGCUAGAUCGGGUCGGCCCAUCAUCCUUUGUUGCCAGGACGACCCUGAGAUCAGUCAGAUGGCCUACCACACCAUCGAGCUGCCGCACACUGUGGACUGUCUGCAGGGAAUCCUCAGUGUCAUCCCCCUGCAGCUCCUGUCCUUCCACUUGGCCGUCCUGCGAGGAUAUGAUGUUGACUUUCCCAGGAACUUGGCCAAAUCUGUGACCGUGGAAUAAUUACACAAUGCAAAACACAACAGAGGAGAUAGGAGGCUCAUAGAUUUACAGUCCAAUCGUGCAAUUUGUUCAGUGUGUGUAUGUGUGUCUGCGUGCACAAGUGAGUGUGUGAGGCAAAAUUGGGAUUAAGUAGGGCACUUUGUUUGUGUGUGUUUGUAGUGAUGAGGGUGUGAAUGGGAGAAAAAUAUGAAAUAGAGAGAUAUACUGUACAAUGACUUUUUUUUUUUAAGAAGAGAAAUGUGAAGUCCAAAUCAGACCAAUAAAUACACUGCUGAGGACGUGCCAGUGCCAUUGAGGCUUUCUCUGAAAAGUCUCUGAAAUGAUAUCCUCACAUCCAAAGCAACCAUCACGCUGUGCCUUUUUCACAUCUUGCGAUGAGCCAAGAAAACGCAUACUAAAGACUUAGCAGAAAGGCAUUAAUAUGGUGUAUUGAAGUGUUUACAGUUGUGCAAUAGGGGGACCAAAUGUGCAUUAUGCAUGUACACAAUCAUGAGUGCGGUGAUAUAUUCUCUUUCUGUUUUUAUGGUUCUAUUAUAUCCACUGGGGCAGCUUACCUCUCUAUGAAUAAUGGGAAAUGUAGGAAUCAAACUCUUUUAUUUGAGAGAGUUCUCUAAAUUAUGAAAAUCUCUUCUAUAUAUAUAUAUAUACAUAUAUUGCUGCACAUUUAUGCCAUCACUGUUCCUGGUGAGCCAUUCCAAUAUUUUUAGCAGUUACCGGAGGGAAAUUCUUUGAUCUGACUUUGACAAUAUUACUUGAUUAUUUUGGUAUUUUUCCAGUCCAUUUUACUGUUAUGCUAUUUUAAUUUAAAUAUUGUAUUGCUAUUCUGUUUAACAGAACUGCAGUUUCCAAAGAAAGUUCAUGGUAGAUCAUGAAACCUUUUUACUGACUUUCCUUAUACUUAUUCCUUUUAUAGUUUGGAGAUUUUCCUUUUUACAUACAUGAUGAUAAUCAUAAAUAUGUAAAGAGCAAUCAUCCUGCAACAAAAAUAAUGUCCCGUGACUUUGAAUAACACUUUUGUUUUUUAAUAAUAAUAUUCUGUAUUUAUCAGAUUUGUAUGUUUAUAAGGGCUUGGACGGGGUUGAUUAAUAUCUUUAACUGUGAUUGUAUUUUAUACUGUGUGUUUUAUAGACAUAAGGUACUAUCAAUGAAUAAAUAGAUAAAGGCAUGUUAAUCAAA
Molecule: messenger RNA, 3317 nt
Organism: Pseudoliparis swirei
Lineage: Eukaryota; Metazoa; Chordata; Actinopteri; Perciformes; Liparidae
Gene: gfpt2
Product: glutamine-fructose-6-phosphate transaminase 2
Exons: 19
Coding region: 87-2141 (684 amino acids)
Biological process (GO): fructose 6-phosphate metabolic process; UDP-N-acetylglucosamine metabolic process; protein N-linked glycosylation
Molecular function (GO): L-glutamine:D-fructose-6-phosphate transaminase (isomerizing) activity; carbohydrate derivative binding
Source: RefSeq, a predicted model, not a curated record